ACCUACCUACCUACCUACCUACCUACCUUAUUUGACUCGCAGAAUCCCAAGCCGCGGCUAGCUAGCUUCCUCUUCAAUGUCGGGUACUGGCAUGGCACACUGCCAAAUUUCCCGACACAAAAAACAACAAGAUGAUCCUUGAACCAGAAACACAGCGACUGGGGUUAACAACACUUCCACCCGAGAUCCUGCACAAUGUGUUAUGCUUUGUGCGCCCAAGGGAUCUGGCCCGGGUGUCGAGGACGAACAAACAUCUGAACAACUUUGUGCAAAACAAUGGGCCACUAUGCCGAGAGAUAUAUCUUCGCUUACUUGACGAUCCCAGUGAGUCUGCUGCCAGUGCCGACCUCGACUGGCAACAUGAGCUUCAAGACUUUGUGAGGCUCACCCGCGUUUGCGACAAAGCAUGGCGCGAAAAGGCUCCUGAGCUUAGUUUCGUUCAUGACGUGGUCGUAAGGGUCCUUAAGAGAUCCUCAUGUACUGAUAGGACCAGUGUCAAACGAACGCGCAACGCAGUCACUUUUUCUCCGUCACGGAACACGGCUCUUUUGGCACAAAUCUUCGCUGAUGAGUCGACCAGGCGAGAGUUCCUGUGUCAAUCUUUCAUCUGGCAGCGGGCACGUGGAAAGGGAAAAUACUUUGAUCGGCCACCCAAACCAGAGCAUCAAAUGUCCGCGAAGCUGCAUUGUCUCUAUGGCGUACCGCAGCUCGACACGGCCAUGAUAGGCAAAGGAAGCGCCGAGGUGACACCCACGGACCAGACUUAUGAGGAUGCCGAACAGCACGGCAUAUUUGCAUAUGCGCUCGCCAAGGUUUAUGACCUGAGGGACUUUCAUCCACACGCCACUUGGGGUCCGUUCCUGGCCGAUGACAGCGGACGGGUCGACUGGGAACGCUUGGAGGCGAUAAUGAUCGUCAUCAAGCACGGGAUCAGCAGAAUGGGGCUCGAGGAAGAGCAUCUACUCUUUGACAUCUGUUGGAACAGACCUUUUGACGGAGCCUGGAAGAACAGUUACGUCCCGAUGCCGUUCAUACGCCCCGCUGAAGAUGACCUCGACAAGGAGGAUCCGUUUGGCGUUUCCGGCACGUACCUCCGUGUCAUCUGCUUUCUGGACUACGGCGACUUUUUCAACUUCAACUUUCACAACGGCGUCGUGGAGCACACGGGCGAGCUCGUGACCAACGACAUGCCUCGACCGGUCGUCUCGGUUGGGGAGGCGGCGAGGUUGAUGAUGAUGAAGAUUCACGUCACCAAAAUCGAGAAGCUCGAGGGCCGUGACGAGGAUAAGGGGCCAGAUGCCGUUGUUGUGCACUUUGCCGGCUUCACAGAGCUCCUGCAUGGCUUCGGAAGUCAAAAUCUUAGCUCCACGAUCAAGGGCAAGGUACGCUUCACACCGGAUGGCGAGGUCAGGUGGACUACAAUAUCUGUUUUUGCCGGCCAGGAACGUUGGAGCAGCGAGGGAAUCCAGAUCGGAGGGCCAAAGUCGGCCAAGUGUAUCGUCGGAAACUGGUUUGAUGUGAAUCACGACCCUACUGGGCCAGUGGGACCAUCGGCAUUUUGGAAAAUCAGCGACAGAGAUCCGGAAGUUAACGACGACAAGUUCAGCACCAGCGAUGUACUACCCUGGUUCUCCCCAAGCGGUAACGGCCCAGUUCCCGAUGAGGUUGAAGCGGAAGAAAUCAUACUUGACGACCACAGCAUUUCUGGGAGCGAGACGGAUGAUUGAGCGUUAUGUUACGUAGCGUGCGAGUGAGAAUACGGGGAGUUCCAGCCCCCACGUGUCGCUUUGCAGGCCUAUUUGCCUUUUUGCUUUACAGCCAUAUCUGGGUUAUUUUGCUCCUCGCAUUAAUAUGUGAGGUCUGUGGGCCAAUAUCCAGCUUACAUGCAUGGAUUUCCUAGAAAAUAUAUAGCAAGUUUUGGUUUUCUUGUUGAAGCAAUUCAGAACUAGGCCUUACUGGCCAGGAAAUCAGUGUCCUUGUUCUAGACUAGACUAGGUAGUCUAGAACUAGGCCUUUUUAUAGGCAGCUUCAAGACAAGGUCUAGUUCUAGAUUCAUUUCUAGUAUACCCCCUUGAAAACUUAACUACGAUCCAUCAAGUUACAUGUCUAC
Molecule: messenger RNA, 2110 nt
Organism: Pyricularia oryzae 70-15
Lineage: Eukaryota; Fungi; Ascomycota; Sordariomycetes; Magnaporthales; Pyriculariaceae
Exons: 4
Coding region: 132-1727 (531 amino acids)
Molecular function (GO): protein binding
Source: RefSeq, a predicted model, not a curated record